This is a messenger RNA of Rotaria sp. Silwood2, 1632 nucleotides long. NCBI's taxonomy places the organism in Eukaryota, Metazoa, Rotifera, Eurotatoria, Philodinida, Philodinidae. The record is from the annotation of a GenBank genome assembly.
AUGUUUGGUUUGACUGUAGGUGAUGCUCUUGGUGCUCAUGUUGAAUUCAGACCAAACAGUUAUUUGGUGGCUCAUCCAGUUAAAGAUUUAGUAGGAGGAGGAACAUGGGGCCUAGAACGAGGACAGUUCACGGAUGACACUUCUAUGGCACUUUGUUUAGCCAAUUCUCUAAUUGCUUGUGGAGAUUUUAUUCCAUACGACCAAUUAGUUCGUUACAAGUGGUGGUUUCGACAAGGUUAUAUGUCAUCGACCGGUCAUUGUUUUGAUAUUGGCGCGGCUACUCGACAGUCUAUUCAAGAAUUCGAAGAGCGUCAAAGAAAAUUUGCACAUGAUCAUAACAUUCCUUUAGACGAAAUUGACUCCUUAUCUGAUGAUGAACUUCUUCAAGCAUUCGACGUGAAUUGCAGCAAAGACAAUGUGGCUGGUAAUGGAGCCCUGAUGCGUCUUGCACCUGUACCUCUCUUCUUUUAUCGACACCCGAAAGUGGCCGUUGAAUAUUCGGGCAUCAGUGGUAAGAUCACUCAUGGAGACGUGAAAGCUUAUGAUGCAUGUCGUUAUUACGGAGCUCUCAUCGUAGCUGCUCUUAAUGGUGCCAAGAAAAGUGAAUUGACUAGUAAAACAUUUUAUGAUGAGCAUAGGGAGUGGUUCGACAAUCAAGCCCUUCAUCCUGAAAUCAUGGCGAUCGCUGGUGGAUCGUACCAAAAACCAGGCGGCUAUAAAGAUGGAAUUCGAGGAAAAGGAUAUAUCGUUAAUGCUCUGGAAGCUGCCUUGUGGGCAUUUUGGAGUGAUGGAGACUCUUUUGAGAUAGGCGUACUCAAUGCCGUUAACCUAGGCGAUGACACUGAUACAACAGCGGCUAUCUAUGGCCAAUUGGCCGGUGUUCACUACGGUUAUAAGAAGUUGCCAGAAAAAUGGUUGAAAUAUAUCUAUGCCAAAGAUUUUCUUCGAUGUGUGAGCAGUUGGAUAGCGCAUGAUGGAGAACAAUGGUCUAGAAAUCAGGGAAUACCAGAUUCAAAUGAGCUAACAAAUUCUUCUAAUUUUGUGUUGUUCAAUUCAAAUUCUGAUGUUUCUAGUUUCUCGACGCAACACUCGUAUGAAAGCUUUAAACCAUCAGUGGAUCCAGACAUGAUUUCGAGCACAAUUCUUCGAAAGGCAAUCGAUCCUUCUGGUCGUAUAGGACAUCUCUAUGAUGCAUGCCAAGAUCAUAUACUGCCAUCACCACAUAUUACUUUGGAUAUAAAGGAAGAUUACUCAAAUCCGUUCAUAAAAUGUAUGAUAAAAAGUGGCGAUAAGCUUGAGAAUCAAAAUGUCCUUCGAUUCAUCAAUUUUUCCACUGAUAUCCGAUUGAGUGUGUUAUCGAACUUAGUUGCACCAACAGGUGUUGCUUCUGUCGUUAAUUAUCCAUUUGUAAUCGAUGAUUGCACUCGUAUCUUCUAUUAUUCUUACUUGGUUCGAGAUCAAGCUGUACUCAACAAGAAAACCGUUCUAUCAGAAAGACUUAGAGCACCUGCUACUCAUGUCAUUACCGCAAUUGAUCGAGGUAUCCAUGUUGUGGUUUUGUUGAGGUUACCAGUUGAUGAUUCUAAAGCUAUUGAUGAUAGUAUCCAUCAGAUAUGUCAUUGCUUGAAGUAA